AUUACGUCGGAUAAGACCGCGUUGAUAGCGUCCUGUGAUUCCCCAGUUGGACAACAUGGAGAGGUGGUGAUUAUUCACCAGCAAUGCGUCGAUCAGCGGUGUCAGUGCAUCAAUGGCAAUUGGUUCUGUAUAGAUACGUGUACACCCCUAGAGGAAAUGAAAUGUCCUCCAGAGGAACGCAUUUUCUGGGAUCCGUUUUGCUGUCCUCGAUGCAAAGGUAAGCAUGAGAUUACUGUGUUCGAAAUUGCACUUAUACAAGCUUUUAAAACUGACAUCUUUUAUGUGGAUCAAGACAAGCCUUUUUCCGCAUCUUCCCAUACAAAUCGAACUCUUCCUGUAGGCGAGAAGUCAUGCACCGUUACAGUGGCAACCGUCAAUUGGUUGGACAAAGUGCCAAAUCGAAAGGGGCUGCCGCGCUUCGUGAGCAUUUUCACACCUGAAGGGGAAGAAGAAAUUCUAAGUGAAGCCCAUCAGCCCCAGAUUUUACGACCUUCCAUGUACGAGGACGAUGAAGCCAACAGGAAUGAGGAAAAGACGUCCAUUAUUACGGUGAGCCCAGCACAGCACCUCGUUACACACGCCGGUCGGUGUGUGUGUACGGAUGGGGAGCUUAGGUGCUUUCGACCAGGCCCGGGAAUUUGGCACGACACUGACUGCUAUUACUCCCAUGGUCAGCAUGGUCGGUAUUACGCAAAGGGUGAACACUGGAAGUCCUACAACGACGAGUGCUCUGAUUGCUACUGCUUGGAGGGACGAAAAUACACGUGCUCGAGGACCCCCUGCAGCUCGCUCUUCCUCUGUCCCAGCGGAAAAGUUCCCGUGUUCGCUCCAGGCGACUGCUGUCCUUCAACUUGUGAGGACAAAAAACAGGUGGCUGAUGAAGAGAACUCAUACCAACUGCCAGAUCAGGCAUUUAUAAGACGGGUUCCAGAGAGCGCACAGAACUCGUCGGACUCGCCAGUCGCCAUCUCCAGCGGUGGCAAGUGCAGGCCACUCGGCGCCUUGGUGUCCAGCCAUAACGCCACCUCGAACGUCAUGCUGCCGUCAAACAGCCUGGUGAUUAUCCGCCGGACCUGCGUGAGCCUUAAGUGUGUCUGCUCCUCUGAAGGGAACUGGGUGUGUGGGGAUUAUUGCAUCCCCUGUCACGGCCUUCCUACUCUAGACGGUGCUGCGACGAGCCUUAUUGAUCCUGUGAAUCUACGCACCUCUGACGGAUGCUGCCCAAAAUGUUCUGCAACCGCAGAUAGGGAGGAGACGCUGAAUUUCGGUGAUCGAUAUUCUGUCGCCAUCACAUGCUUCCUUGCCCUUCUGGUGUUGACACCACUUUUCGUGAUAACUUCCUGCUGCAUCUGUCUGCGAUAUCGUCGGAAAUUGAAAAAGCUCCGCGCCACGGAGCCCAAGCAGGCCAAAUUCCUUCUUGAGAGCGGACUCCCCACACACUCUGCACAAUCCAGCUUGGCUGUGCCACUGACAAUCUCCACCAACGCCGAAGGCCCAUCCACCCAGACAUCACUAGACAAGGAGCCAGUCGUUUUGAGCCGGCGCGACAGCAUGCACCACCCCCUCUUACCCACCGCAAAGAUCACAGACACCCCACUGUCCCAGAUCAAGUUCUGGCAACUCAGUGCAUCCCACACCUGUCUGACAGAAGUGCACAACGCCCCAGCCUCCGCCAGUAGUGAGCAAAACCGAAGCCGCAUCUUUGAGGACAGCACCCCGCCAAAUUCCCCCCUGACCAGCAGCGACCACAUACUCAAAACCGACCAUGACUCAGACGUGUCCCUAACCCGUCAGGCUGGAGAUGCAACUACUUGCACGAGCAGUCCGGUGUCCAGCUCAUCGCCGCAACUGGGAAAAGCCGGAUCGACGACGUCUGUUGGGGCGCAAGACACUCUAACCUGGAGACCUCGUCUAAGAAGAAGCUCUACCCAACCGAGGACACACUUCUUUCCACAUGCAUGGAAGGCAAUGAUUUCUAAGUCGGCUGCAACGACACCCAUGAGAGAUCACGAGACAACGCCCUUCUUUGACACAAGAAACACCAGUCCGCCUAACCUCCCGAUACCAGAGGACCUCUACGAAUUAGAGGAGCAAUGUCAGUCGCCACCGACCCCUAACAGCCAUGAUGACCAUGCCCAAAACUCAAUGGCAAUCGAUCUCGCUGCUAUAUCCGAAGUUGUGUAG
Messenger RNA from Mesocestoides corti, 2184 nucleotides. The record is from the annotation of a GenBank genome assembly. Lineage: Eukaryota; Metazoa; Platyhelminthes; Cestoda; Cyclophyllidea; Mesocestoididae.